CUGCGUCUGUUCCUUCAGACCAGAAGCAGUCGAAGAAGAGAGAGAGGCUCCUUGUGUUUUCCUGUUUGGUUGGCCUUCAACUGGAUUUAGCCUGUCAAAACUGCACCAGAGCAACGUGGGAUAAAGUUGUUGAAAUGUGCGUUAAAUCUUUUUGUUAUAUCGUACUGUAUAAAACUGAUGGUUUUGAUUAUGAAUUGAGGGGUCUUCAGCUCGUGGCUCAGAGAUGGACUUUGACUCUCUCGCCGCGACAUUAGCACGAAAGCAAAUCAUUGCCAAAGAGUGUUAUGAACAGACAUUUCCAUUUUUAUGGUGGUCUAGCGUUCUUAAGUAAUGUUAAAAUACAUAGAUCAACUUAUUUAAACUAACUAAUGAGAAGAAAGUGCGUUUUAAUGUUGUUAUACACUGCCCUGAAAUGUGACUGUCUAACUGGCUCAGUGUUUAUUAAUCAAAGUUCAGUGGCUGAAAUAGAUGACAUUUAGCUAACGUUGAGUAGACUUUCUGAACAUUUAACAAUCCGAAAUGUAAGUGUUGGUGAUUCAGAGUCAAAUAAAUUGUGAAUAAUGGCGAAAUGUUAGUGAAAUCGACCGUCAAAUAGAGGUUUAACUUUCCUAUAACGGUACAUAAAGGAGAAAUGUGUCACUGUUAGCACCCACGCCAACUUAAAUGGCAGUCUGACCGUCACUGUACAGUAAACAACAGGUACAACGAGACCGCUGUGAUUUAUCACUUCAAAUGUUCGAUUAGAAUCUUUGGUAAAAGUCAUCUUUAUCUGUAAUUUACUUCAGCUUUGUUUGUCCGAGUACUCGUUAGUUUACAUUACAAACCGCUUCAAUUAAAACCUGCAGCCUUAUCAGCGAGUUUAACCGAAGCACUGCUGAUCUUCAUAUCUGAGCUGUUUGUACUUGAAGUGAUAUCAAAACAUCAUUUUUACUGUUUACUGAGUUAUUGACUCAGUGGCUCACACAGUGGGCCUUAGCCUACCUUUGGUUUGGUUACGGUGUAUGUCGAGGAUAGCAGUAUGAACAUGACGCUGACAGAUCUGGACUGAAAUUUUCUAGAUUUUAUACUUUUUUCCCCCCAAAAUCUUUGAUUCAGAUUUGUGAAACCUUGAUCCUGUGUGUAAAAAUACCUAUAUCAUUGUUCUCACUUUUAUUCAGUAUCAUAAUUAUUAUGUAUUUAUUUGAUCCAGACCACAUAAGACAUGGUCCUGAUUAAAAACUUUCAAAUCUACACUUCUUAUAUCUGGUUAAGAUUAUUCUAGAGGCGUUUUAUUAAAAAAACAAAUUGUCAGAUUUCUGAAAUUCCAAAACUCAUUAUUAUUUUCUGUCGAGACAGCAUGGGGACAUCAGGACAUCGCCCUGAUCGAGAACUGCAAUUCCUAGAUUUCACAGAUCUGGCCUGGAUUUUCCUAGAGAGAUUAGGGACUUUUUCAAACACAGUUACAGAUAUGUGAAACCUUUAAUCCAUGCUUGACAAUUCAAGAAAAGGGGAUUUGAUUCCUAUAUUCGGUCACAGACUAGUUCACAUACCCAAAUUUUCUCAAACUUUGUCUCAAGAAUUGUGUUGACUCUCUUGAAUAAUCUAGUCUUGAUCAGACAAGUUUAGGUGUACUAGUUUUAAAUCAGGGCCUUGUUUCUGAAACUCUCCUCCAAGAUACUAACAUCAGUGUGGUAAAGGGGUUUACAGACUCACAACCAAUGAAUCCCCAAGCUUUAAGGUUGAUUGUAUGUCUGUUGAUGAGAUGUGGCUCCCUAAAAAGCUGAUUACUUUUUCUCUCACACACACAUUUUUAUGAGAAAAAGUUUAAUUUUUGGACUUUUGUCAAGUCUCCUGACCAGCUGAAAUUGGAGAAGGUUUUUCCACUACGGGAUCACAGGGGGUCAACUGGCAGGCCUUUGGUAAUGAUUACCAAAUCAUUUAAGUAAGCAGCGUAAACUGCAGGCAAGUUUUAUCAGAGCUGGUCCACAUGUAGGGCUUUGAUGGUUUUUCUGAAGUUCACCAUGUUUUAAAUGGAAUUUCAGUAUGGUUACGGUCUGUUCAAAAACAAAAAGAUUGUUUUUUCUUAAAUUAACUUUGAGAAAAAUAUUUUAGAAGUUCAAUUAACAGCUUACACAGCAUCUCAACUCAACUGUUCUGUCACUGUCUGACUUUUUGUCAAGAUGAUCCUAUUUUCUUUUUACUGCUUGUUUCUUUCAGCAGGUGCUGUUUGGACUUGCUAUCUGCGACUGAGACUUGAUUGGGUCAAAAGUGAAAUCUUCUGUUCUCAUCAUCUCUAACGAUGAAUGAAGUAAAUAUCGUCAGAGAGGGCUGGCUUCACAAAAGAGGUGAGAGCCCAGAGUAUCUGUGACAGAAAGACUUGAAAGGUGUUGUUUUUGUUGCUGGUUUAAACUUUUGGGCUCCAUUUGAAGAACACCUACAAUGACACAGUCUCCCUUUCUCCAGUUUUUCACUGAAUUGACUGGACGUUGUCCUUUUUUCUGAUCCAGGUGAAUAUAUCAAAACAUGGAGGGCCAGGUAUUUCAUACUAAAGAGCGAUGGUUCCUUCAUUGGUUAUAAGGAGAAACCGGAUCUCAAUGACCAGACUUCCCCACCACUCAACAACUUUUCAGUUGCAGGUCAGUUCUCCAGAGUUUAGAAUUACAACUCUUAAGAAAAGAUCUUUAAGAACUUUUGUUUUCCACUUUCUUAAUUUUAAUCAUGUUUGUAUUUUUGUACAUUUCUGUCCUGAAAGUGUAAAUCCUCUCCAGCUCCCUGCAAACCUCAGUUCUGAUGAUGUUUUCACAGAAUGCCAGUUAAUGAAGACUGAAAGGCCCCGUCCCAACACAUUUGUCAUCCGUUGUCUACAGUGGACCACUGUCAUUGAACGCACCUUCCAUGUGGACAGCAAUGAUGAAAGGUAGGAAAAAUGUCAAUUUUCCACUCAUCCUGUGUCAAACUAUCUGACUAUAAGACUACAGCCGGAUCAUUCUCUGCAAUAAUAGAUUUGAUUAUAACAGAGUAAUCUAUACACUAUUGUGGCCGCCUUAGUUAAAAAAGCCUGGACACAUCCCCAUAUAGGGUCAUAGACAAAACAGUGGGACCUAAAUACUACAAGUAAUUAACAGAUUUAUUAACAUUACAUGAGUGACAGGGAGGACUCUGCUGCAUGUGCUGGCUUGAAAAAAUGUGGAAACAUUAUUGAUAUCUAAUAUCCGUCAGAGUUUACAUCUGUAGUUAUUUUACAGCUAUAGUAAAUAGGUGUUUAGAUUUACAUAAAACAUUGGGAAUUUUUAGUUAUCAAGUCAUCAGAGUUAUUAAAAGAAUUGUUUCAGAUUCCUGAAAUGGAGUAGAGUAGCUUCUGUGUGAAUUGAAUAUCUGACAAUUAGUGGGAUAUUUGCUUCUCAGAGAGGAAUGGAUGCGGGCAAUCCAGUCUGUUGCAAACAGCCUGAAGAUGAGGGAACAGGAAGAGGAGGAACCAAUGGAUAUGUUCGGCUCACCAAGCGAAAGCAGCCUGGAGGAGAUGGAGGUAGCGAUGUCUAAGAGCUGCAACAAAGUGGUGAGUUGAUCCAACGCUCAGGACAAAGACAACAGUGAACUCAAGUUAGAUCUUUAAGCUCUUCUUUAUGUGUUAGUCCGUAGAGGAGGGUCAAAGAAACCCUACGUUUAAUUAUCAAGCUGCUGUAUUCAGUUACGUGAACAAAAACUUAUUUGCAUGUAGUUGAAUCAGCUUCAUCAAAUAUCCUCCAUAAAAAUGGGAAUAUUUACCAUCUGUAAUUUAGAGAUUGUAGGUCUAAAUCCCCCCUUGCUCACCCUUCCCUUUUGUGAAGCAACGGUGGCCUUUGAGGUCAAAAAACUCCUGUAAAUAAUGAUGUAUAUGAACCUCUAUCUGUCAAGUUUUUGACAUCAAAAACACCUACCAACAUAAAUUCUUCAGUGCACUAAGCUAAUAUAUUUAGAUGACUUUACACCAGGAUAAACUUGCUCAUGAGUUUAAUGUUUCAUUCCUACUAAGUCUUUCCUAUGAAAUGCCGGCACACACUGUACCUAAUAGUAAAAAAUAAAACAGGAGUUCAUGUGCAAUGAUUGGUUCAUCAGAUCCCGAUUUGUCGUCGCUUUUUUUAAAUACACACACUUUGAAAUUCAAGUCUUAAUACCUCUUGAAAUCCCUCACCUCUGACUUAUAUUUGUUACAGAACAUGAGUGACUUUGAGUACCUGAAGCUGCUCGGUAAGGGGACAUUUGGGAAAGUGAUUCUGGUCAAAGAAAAGUCCACCGGAGUGCAUUAUGCCAUGAAAAUCCUGCGGAAAGAAGUCAUCAUAGCAAAGGUGAGUAAAAGGUUUGGGUUUUAGGACAGUUGUAUGGAAGGUGAGGUGGUCUACACUCUUAUCCAGCCUCUACACCAUCAUCUUUGAGAUGCAUUAGAUGUACACUCACCGGCCACUUUAUUAGGUACACCUGUCCAACUGCUCGUUAACACUUAAUUUCUAAUCAGCCAAUCACAUGGCGGCAACUUAGUGCAUUUAGGCAUGUAGACAUGGUCAAGACAAUCUCCUGCAGUUCAAACCGAGCAUCAGUAUGGGGAAGAAAGGUGAUUUGAGUGACUUUGAACGUGGCAUGGUUGUUGGUGCCAGAAGGGCUGGUCUGAGUAUUUCAGAAACUGCUGAUCUACUGGGAUUUUCACGCACAACCAUCUCUAGGGUUUACAGAGAAUGGUCCGAAAAAGAAAAAAUAUCCAGUGAGCGGCAGUUCUGUGGGCGGAAAUGCCUUGUUGAUGCCAGAGGUCAGAGGAGAAUGGCCAGACUGGUUUGAGCUGAUCGAAAGGCAACAGUGACUCAAAUAACCACCCGUUACAACCAAGGUAGGCAGAAGAGCAUCUCUGAACGCACAGUACGUCGAACUUUGAGGCAGAUGGGCUACAGCAGCAGAAGACCACGCCGGGUGCCACUCCUUUCAGCUAAGAACAGGAAACUGAGGCUACAAUUUGCACAAGCUCAUCGAAAUUGGACAAUAGAAGAUUGGAAAAACGUUGCCUGGUCUGAUGAGUCUCGAUUUCUGCUGCGACAUUCGGAUGGUAGGGUCAGAAUUUGGCGUCAACAACAUGAAAGCAUGGAUCCAUCCUGCCUUGUAUCAACGGUUCAGGCUGGUGGUGGUGGUGUCAUGGUGUGGGGAAUAUUUUCUUGGCACUCUUUGGGCCCCUUGGUACCAAUUGAGCAUCGUUGCAACGCCACAGCCUACCUGAGUAUUGUUGCUGACCAUGUCCAUCCCUUUAUGACCACAAUGUACCCAACUUCUGAUGGCUACUUUCAGCAGGAUAAUGCGCCAUGUCAUAAAGCUGGAAUCAUCGCAGACUGGUUUCUUGAACAUGACAAUGAGUUCACUGUACUCAAAUGGCCUCCACAGUCACCAGAUCUCAAUCCAAUAGAGCAUCUUUGGGAUGUGGUGGAACGGGAGAUUCGCAUCAUGGAUGUGCAGCCGACAAAUCUGCGGCAACUGUGUGAUGCCAUCAUGUCAAUAUGGACCAAGCUCUCUGAGGAAUGCUUCCAGCACCUUGUUGAAUCUAUGCCACGAAGAAUUGAGGCAGUUCUGAAGGCAAAAGGGGGUCCAACCCGUUACUAGCAUGGUGUACCUAAUAAAGUGGCCGGUGAGUGUAUGUGUGUGUGUGGGUAGGGGGGUCACAGACGGUGCUGGGAACUUAUUUCAGUCUUUUGGAUUUAACAGUUUUUCUGUUGAUAGAUAAAAGAUGUUGUCAAACUAUCAUGUUGAUUCUCUUGAUCCUGUUGGUGGAGCUUUUCUUUUAUAUGGGAUUUUUUCAGUAUAGUAAAUAAAGUUUGUGUCUUUGCAGGAUGAAGUGGCCCACACAGUUACAGAGAGCAGAGUGUUACAAAACACACGACAUCCUUUCCUCACGGUGAGAGUACUGACAAAUAAACCACUUGGCAGUAGAUGAUUGUGAGAGCACCGCUAGCUGAUGCAGAAUCUUUCUAGUACUGUUUUGGAGUAGUGUUUGCCGGCAGCAUAUUCUAGUAUUUAAUAAUUUGCUAAUCAUAACACAACUAUAUUUAAUUGAAAAUAGUGCAAAAACAGCCUAUCAAAUGUUGCAGUAACAAUGCUUCGUAAGGACUUAAGGACCAUGGAGACCUGUUUCUGUUUUUAGUUUCAUGAUGUUUCAACUGUUUUUAGUGGAUGACCAGUCUGGACUGCAGGCAGGCCAGUUUAUCAUGGGUCUCUUCAAAUACAGAGCCAUGCUUUUGCAAUACUUACAGAAUGUGGUUAAGCAUUGACUUGCUGAAACAUGAAGGUCUUUCCUGUAAAAGGCCUUUUCUGGAUGGUAGCAUAUGUUGCUCCAAAACCUGUAUAUACUGUUCAGCAUUAGUGGCGCCUUCCCACAUGUAUAAGUUAUCUAUGCUUAGACUGUUUGCAUCCCAGUUCCAUCAAGUAUGGUGGCUUUUAAACAAAUGACAAGCCAGUUGGUCCCUCUCUCCCUCUGAGAGAAGGAUGCAGCAUCCAUGAUGUCAAAUUUUAAUCCAUGAAAGCGCAGGGCAGUUUUCCAUUUCACCUCAGUCCUUUUUAAAUGGGAUCGGUCCAUGUUUAUAUUUGGUGCGUGGUACAGUAUUGAUCUGCAUUUCAGAUGCAGCAACAAACCGUACCCGCAGGGGGCUUUCUUUGAAAGUGAGUUAAUUGAAGCCCACGUACUGUUCGGGUCAAAUUUGACCCGUUUUGACUUUUAACAGCAGUAAAAAUACCCUAAAUAUCAUUUUUUAAGCCUGAAACUUGAUGACUUUAAUAUUCAAAUAUUCAUGUGUAUUUUUGUUUAUGUGCUACAAAUUUUUCCCCUCUAAGGCUGUUACAGGUCAAAUUUUACCCAUAUCUAUAUUUAGAUGGAUUUUAGAUCUAGCAGUGUGGGACAAGUGACAAACAGUAACAACCGUGUUCAAUAUAAGGUUUGUUGUUCAAAAAGAUAUAUUCAAAUCAUUAUGAAACUAUCAUUACCUUGACAGAAACACACACACACACACGCACGCACACAGACACACCUAGUCAGAGGUCAAAAUGACCUAACUAGUCAAGAGAACUUUCCGUGACAGAAAGCUGCUCUUUGAACUCUUUGAGGGGGCAAUUUUGACCCGGAACAUACUGUGAGGGUACAGGAUUUGAACAGUAUUUGAGGGUUAAUCUAGUGCUGUCUGGGGGCCUGAAGACCCCCCACUACUCAGUAUUGGGUUUUGUCUUUUUUAUACAGAUUUUCUCUGAAUGGUUUAACAAUAGUAAAUACUGUUGAUGAAAUCACAAUCUUUGCCGUUUAACAUUAAAGAACAUUUUCCUGAAAACUCUCAACUAUUAGCUCACUCAGUCUGUCAUAGAUUGGUCGACCACUUUACCUUUACUUCUGGGGGACUUAGCCUCUCUGUGAUGCCCUUUUUAUACGUCGGUGUUACUAACCUGUUGUAAAUUCCUUCAUUAGUCGAAACAUGUAGUAAUUUUCUGGUAAUAGUGUUGUAAAUUUUCUGUCUUCUAUUUAGUGCAGUAAUCCAGAUAUUGCAGCUCAAGGUCUAAUUUUUCAAAUCACAUUUUACUUUCAAUGUUUAUAUUGAGCUUUUUUAACCACAAACCAAACCAACACAAUCAUUUCGAUAAGAUUAUGGGCUCAUUAAAAAAGGCAUUAAAACACCUGGCUAUGUUUUUUUUCCCAAAUGCACAUAAACUCCCUGAACACUAGUUUCAGUGUUAAAAUAAAAUAUAUAACGUUCAUGUUUAAUGCUCGUAGAGAUUCGUCCACUGAUUUUGUAUUUUUGCUGAUUUUGUAUAUGAUGUUUUUUUUUUCCUGCAGACAUUGAAGUAUGCCUUCCAAACUCACGAUCGACUCUGUUUUGUAAUGGAAUAUGCCAAUGGUGGCGAGGUGAGACCUUAAAUACACCUGAUUUUAUUGCAGUCAGAUGUCAGCCGCUUGGACAGCACACUCAGACUGAUUUUCACAGUUAAACCGUUUUUUCCAUCUUGGUUAGUGUUUGAUUUGACGUGCUCUCAACUCUUCCAGCUCUUCUUCCACCUCUCACGUGAACGAUUGUUCACAGAAGACCGGGCACGCUUCUAUGGAGCUGAAAUAGUAUCAGCACUUGAGUAUCUCCAUUCACGAGAUGUCGUUUACCGUGAUCUGAAGGUAAGAACUUUUUUAUAUACUUAAGUUUUUCAAUAUUCAAGUUACAUCAUGACCUCAGAGAAGGGGAUGUGAUAAACACUUAGUGAUGAGACACAAGGACAUGUACACCAGAUGCAAGAUGCAGAGGUAGAACAAAAUUUGAGAAUGCCAAAGUAUGAAGCCAGGAAUCUCUUAACCUGUGAUUGUCAAACUUUGAUGUGAUGUUUGCUAUUUAAUUUUUUUUUAGCUGGAGAACUUAAUGCUGGACAAGGACGGCCACAUCAAAAUCACUGAUUUUGGUCUCUGUAAAGAGGGGAUCACCCCUGAUGCCACCAUGAAAACUUUCUGUGGAACUCCUGAGUAUCUGGCACCCGAGGUAAGGCAGCAGAUUUUGACUUCUACAGCUGUAACUCCACCCCGGAGUUGAUGGUUUACGUCAUAAUCUGUCACAAGUUGGAAAACAGAGAUGAAAUCUUAGUUCUGAGAAUAAAAGUGGAAUCCCAUGGACACUUUACAAAGUAACCUCGUACAUACGUUUUGACUGAACAUCUAAUCGCAGGAGACAGAUGUAACACUGGCACACUAGUCGGAGAUAAGAAACUUCUUAUCUGUACUUACGCAAAUGACACUUUGUUGACCCCUUUCAACUCUUAAUGCAAGUUUGCCUUUACUACUGUUUCCUCUUACGGAGUUUGGUUUUUACUCUGACUGUUACCUAAAGAAUUUUCUGCAGUAAAUAUCUCCUCCUUUUUGAUAUUUUUUAUUAUCGUACUUGUUCAAUUUCUAAAAAACAAACACAAAAAACAAAUGAAAACUGUGUACUCAAAAGCUGUCUGUAAUGUUGAGUCUGUAAUCAGUGAGAUGAUGUUAUAAAAAAUUAGAUAUGCAGGGUUUUCAAACUUGGACCAGAGAUCCCCGGGAUUUUGAGAGACUUUCUUGGACACCAGAGAACCAGAGAUUUAAAUAGUAGUUCAAAUGUCUUGUUUUGCCUUUUAUUGCACCAACAUGUCAACUUCAAAGUUUAUGCUCUGGUCAUUACAAUUCAUUAAAUUUUUUACUCAUUUUUACACUAAUACACUAGUGAGAAAACAUGCACAAUUUCUACCUGUAGAUAAUCCUUGUUCUGACUUAUGAAGCCUUCGAACAAAGGUUUACUCUACCUAAUGCACACAGGCCUUGAUCUCAGAUAUGAUGACUGGUAGAAAGUGUUUCCCUCUUUCACUCCCACCUAAACAUUUGCGGCAUUUCACACUAACAGGAAGUGAUAAGUUAGAACUCAGAGGAAAUGAUGGUUUAGGUCUGAAGCUCAUUGCUAUGCUUUUUAUAUGUGGGGUUGUUAACUCAAAGUCAAGUUUCUGCUACUGUUUCAAAUCUGUAAUGAGGUAAAUGUCUGUUUCUCAGGUCCUAGAGGACAAUGACUAUGGCCGGUCUGUGGACUGGUGGGGUCUGGGUGUCGUCAUGUAUGAGAUGAUGUGCGGCCGUCUGCCUUUCUACAACCAGGACCAUGAACGAUUGUUUGAGCUCAUCCUCAUGGAGGAGAUUCGCUUCCCCAGAAAUCUGUCACCCGAGGCUAAGUCCCUACUCGCUGGCCUGCUCAAGAAAGACCCUAAGCAGAGGUAUUAGACCAGAAUGAGCAUGUGCAUUUGCAGCUUUUCUUAAGUUACCUUAUUGCUAUUUCAGACACCUUCUUUCUGGAAAUUACAGGUUAGGUGGAGGUCCCAAUGAUGCCAAAGAAGUUAUGAAUCACAAAUUUUUCAUCACCAUUAACUGGCACGAUGUUGUACAGAAGAAGGUAAGAUUCCAUGAGGCUAGAAAGGGGGAAACUGGGGUGUGCACACAGUGGAUGCUCUUAAUAUUCUUCCCUCAGUAUUCACAGGUUUGGCUAGAAGCUUUAAAUGAACAAUUGUAGAAAAUGUAAAUACAGAAUUCUUGUUGCAUCUUCCACACAAUAAGUUGUACAUUUUACUGUGUACUUUAAAAAACAAAGCAGGUCACAAUUCCUCUUUUAUCUCAUCUUAAAAACUCUGUUCAUACUAAAUCUUAUUGCUGGUUUAUUAACAUUUUUUUUCCCCCGUGUCAGCUCACCCCUCUCUUCAGACCACAAGUGACAUCAGAGACAGACACCCGUUACUUCGAUGAGGAGUUCACAGCCCAGACUAUUACUCUAACUCCUCCAGACAAAUGUAAGUAUCCUCUGACUGGCAGAUGUUUUGAACCAUUUGAGUCUGAAAGUUGGCGGCAGUAUUGGCCAGUCUUCUUUCAUCAACCUUUAUUAUGCGUGGUAUUGAUAGAGUCGGAUUGAAUGAGUUUGAUAGGCUCCAUUAUUGAUGAGUGUCACAGGGAUCUCUAGUUUUACAUCUAAGUGCAGAGUGAUAGACUUAGUCCAGAGAUUUGAGGGUAGAAGCUGCAGCAGGUCUAUAGAUGAUAUCACCAUCAUCUAAACUGAAAGAAAGACUGCUUCAGUAACACUUUUUCAACAGGUAGGAGGACAGUUGGAUCUGUCUGUAUACAUAAAUCAGAGUUUCUGCUGAGGUUUGCCCUUGAGGAUUUAAUAUGGGUUUUAAAUGUCAGUGAUUCAUCAAGCCAGACACCGAGAUGUUUAUAUAAUCGCACCGCUUCAAUAUCACUUCCAUCCACAGAGGAUGGUUGCAGACAGCUAAAUCAAUAUCUCCCGCUCUAAGCAUAAAUUCAGUUUUGCUUGCAUUAAACACCAACUCAAAACUAACAAGUACACUCUGCAGGGCAUCAAAAUAAAACUAAUUUCUCAACAGUGAGCUGGACAGAGUCAGCAGAACAAUACAGAACAGUUUUGUGGAUAGGAUAAGGGUUCAACUAUAAUAUUAUCUAAGACUAAUUUUUUUCGAAAAAUAUAACAAUUUGCUGUUAAAGCUCAUAUCGUGCCUUUAAAUUUAAGUUUGAAUAAGCGAUUUAAUUUUAAAUGAGAGCAUGUUAUGUCUUGAUAACCAGCCUUGAUUGCAAAUUGGAGCUCCUGCAGGAUACUGUCUUUGAACUUUCCACUGAUCAAACUUUGCUUGUCUCUGAGAUGAGUGUAUAUUUCUUGUAAAGAAGUUUGAUUUUUUUUCACUCUGAACACUUUUUUUAAAAUUGAUAUAAGGUUGAUAAACAAUCCGUGGUCAGGAAAAUGUUCUGUGUAUGCCUUUAAGCCACUGAUUUCUACUGUCUUCUUCUUACAGAUCACACUUUGGACUGCGAGGACCCAAGCCAGCAAGCACAUUUCCCCCAGUUCUCCUAUUCUGCCAGCAUAAGAGAGUGAAAGCAUCUCUGCCCUAUAGACACACACACACCAAAAAAACAAAAACAAAACAAAACAAAAAAAAAACAUGAGGCAUAAACACCUUAGCCAUAUCCUUAAACACCUGUAAAAGGACCUUAACCUCUGUCACUGACAAGGUCUGGGUUCUAUCAGGAUCUCUCAGUGCCUCGACUAGGGGCCAUAUUUAGGAGAAGCCCUCUUUAGUCCACACUUGGAACAAAAGCCUGUACUGGACACUGGAGGUAGUGUAUCAAACUGGAGUACCUCAUGUAGAAAUAGUCCAGCACAACUCAACAAAAUCAGGGCUCUGUAGCACCUAUGGAUGGGCUAUAAACAACUAAUGCUGCUUUUUCAGGCUGUAAACUACAGACAAUCUUUGAUACAAUCCUUUUCUGCCUUAUGAAAAACCACGCAGGUCCUUCACGAUUGUUCCAAGUGCUUUUCUUCAGAACUAUGAGCUAGCUGCUGUCUAUGGUCACAGUCGAGUUUAUGUUAUGAGGGAGGAAGAAACAUGACAAUAAUCUCUGCCAGGUGUGUGUGUUUAGAUUCCCUUUUGUUUCUGAAACAAAAAGACAAAAAAAAAGCAGGCGGCAUUGUAUCCAAACUGUAUGUCAAUAGUUUAGUCAGGAUGUCAGUGACAGCAUGACGUGUGUAAGAAAACGCUUUACAAAUAUACAUCAGCAGCAGCGAGUGAAACCGAAAACAGAGUCUGAAAAAGCUUUGACAAAGUGAAACCUAAUGUCUGAGAGAGCCUGUCUGUUUAAAGGAAAUAACUUUAAAAUUUGUUUGCUUUCAUUGGAGAAUGUGAACUUUAUACCUUAAAGCACAGAUUUCUUGCAUAAUAUUUUUGAAUUGUCAACAGAGUUUUGAUACUCCUAGAUUUACAAAAUACACCACCACUAUGUAAUUUUACAACAACUCAAUUUAACCAAGCUGCAUUUUUCCUGAUGGGUGUGUGUGUAUUAUGUAGCUAAAAGCUUCAUGAAUUGACCUCAGAGCUCAUUAUUUAAUCACAGAGGGGCUAUCAUGCUCAUUUUCACUGUUUGGAUCGUCCCCUCUGGAGGAUUUUACACUAUUCACAGCUCAAAAAACUCUUUUUCUCUCAGACUUAUUAAACCCUCAUAUUAGCUUCCACCUGAAAGGACUAAACCAGUUUUCUGGAAGCCUUUCCUAUUUUUGCCAAUCUGCAAAGUCACCAUUAUUGGGUUAACUAUUGUUUCUUUAUUUAAAGUAACAAUUUUGAAAUAUAGCUGUAUGUUUUUGACCAUGAAUUCAAAGAAGAAAAUCCCUAGCGACAAAGAACAGGUCAGGUCGUUUAAGGUCGAUAAUUUUAAUGUUAAAAUGCACUUUUAAGGAGACCCACCAGCUGGUGAUGUCAGAAACUGAACAUGUCUCAUGUCCCCCUUGCUUAAUUUUUCCACCUGUAGUCCUGUUCUGGGAUUACACUAACACUUGCUUACUUCUCAAUCCAAGACUCUACCCUCUUUUUUUGACAUCCAAUAUUUAACUUGGUAUUUGUUUAAAAGAAAAAGGAAAAUCUCACUUCUCAAUAUAAGUGUCCACUUUACCGAGUAGAAAAAGCUCCAAGAUAAGAAAAGCUGGCGUCAGAGAUCCAGUCUGAGUCAUAGUUCUGUUGACUUCUGUUCUCAGAUUUUGAUCUAUGUCAACAUAGUUUAGAAUAUUUUACUCCUGUAAAUGAAUUUCUAGCAGGGUGCUUGUGUCAGACAUAGUUUGUGAAUAAAUGUAGAAACCCCGAAAAUAAGUCCCCCUUUUAUGUUGUGUAAACACGACUCAUUAUAAAUGGAAAAACGCGGCCUAGCACCAAAAAGACAGAUUUUUCAGGGAUGUUCAUAUUCAGAGUGUCACCAUUUUCUUUCUGUCAAAGCUUCAAUUUUAAAACUUCAAAUUCACUUUUUUUCAACCAUCGAUGUAUUUCUAAGAACGUAGCCUUAUCCCAGAUAAUAACUUACUAUCUUUUCUUUUAUGUGCUGGAGACUUUACACGUUUGUUAGCUAUGAUGAGAAGGCAGAGGUUGUAAUGCUGUAAUUUACCAUUCAAAGUUGAAUAUUAGAUUGUUGGAAUAAGUUGUGAUAUGACCCCGGACAUAACUGUAAUUUUAUUUUUGUUGUUUGUAGAAAAUCAAGGACCUCUAAACUGUGCUGCAUUUCAGUCAUAUCUUGUCCUACAAAAAUGUUCCGUUGAGGUGCAAACAUCAUUAAUGAUCCUGUAAGAGACUGUGUGAGUGCAAUCGUGACCUCCACUGAUACUAUGCCAUUUAUUUUGACUCUUCUUUCUACUGAACAUUAUGAAAUUGUAACCUGAAGGGUGAACCGUUCCUAUUUUCAGAUGCUCUACUCUUCUACUGUAUAGGUUAAUACCCUGCAUUGCAUUGGUGCUACACUGGUGAUUUGCUGGUAAUAAUGAAAAAGUGGUGCAGAAAACCUGCUCAGCGUAACAUUUGAAACAGAGCCUUCUACCAAAUGUAUUUUGAAAUAAUUCCUGCUUUUGAGUAUUUGUCUUAUUUCUUGAUAUUCUGGUAAUCUGAUGUUUUCCAUAAUACUUCCUGUACCUCCUUCACAGUUUCAAAUUGAGGAAUUUCCUGAUUGUUGAAAAAAAUGUUUUUCAACUUCAAGAUCCUUUCUGAACUUGCUGUUUCAAGUUGUCUAUGAAUUUAGUUCUGAAAAGCAAUUAUCACUACCUGCUUUAUUUUGCACCAUCUUUGUACAUCCUUGUGUUUUUGUUGAUUCUCAAUCCUGCCACUGGGAGUUGCUCAAACUCAGUUUUCUCCCAUCAGUCUUGUGGUAUUAAAGGUAACAAGGGCUUGAAGUGUGCAAAGAAGGGCAAAGUGAUGCUAAGUAUACAAGUGUUUACCUCAAGACACAAAUGUUUUGUUAGUCUAACCCCUCCCCUUUUUCUGUAUUUUCCACUUUUCUCUGAAACGGUAUGAGGCAGAUGUUGCCUGCAGCCAAUCAGAGAUCACAAAGUCCCCUAUUCUGUCUACAACUGCAGCCACACUGACGGCAGACAGACUGUAAACAGAGGGGUGUCUUUCCUUUCUCAAGGCAACCAGCUGUUAAAUUAUGACAGAUUGAUCAUGUAAACAUUAAAGGUAUUUCCUAAUGCCCCUUUUGUUCCUGAGCCAGAUGCCUCAUCGGUCACUGCCCUUCACUGAACUGACACUGUAAAAAAAACUUUUUUAAAAGUCCAGAUUUUUUAUCCAUUUGAUUAUGAGAGUAUAAUUGUUUUUCAGGAAUGAAAACACACCAGGGUUGUCUGUUUCUUUGAUAUGUUUGACCACAAGAGGAGCAACAUUUUUCCAAUCUUAUGACUUUCAUGCUGAAAUGGGCACUGUUCGUUACACUACAAUAAAAAUUCAGACGUUGUCAUAGUGACUGUA
Molecule: messenger RNA, 14787 nt
Organism: Xyrichtys novacula (pearly razorfish)
Lineage: Eukaryota; Metazoa; Chordata; Actinopteri; Labriformes; Labridae
Source: the annotation of a GenBank genome assembly